AUGCCGCUCCUCGACGACCGGACCAACCAAGCCAAUGGGACAGCUCAUGCGAGACAGUACGCAGAGCAAGCGCAGAAACUAGCCAAUCUCCAGCCUGAGCAAGAAACAGAAGAGACAGGCUCAACGCAGGCUGUCCAGGCCAAGUUUGUCACUCCAUUGGAUCCCGUCGUUGAAACUGCCAAUGGCAAACGAUUACCGACAAUACCGCUUGAAGAGGCCGUGAAGCUCAACAAGCUAAAAGAUCAUGUGGAUGGUAUGGAAACACCACGAAGCCCACCUCGAGGCACAGUCAGGCCCGGCAAAGACGGCGCAGCUUAUGGAGCACGUUUGCAUUCUCCGCCUGCUGCUCAACGUGUGGAAGGUGCGCAGGACGAUACGCCUGAAGCAGCACUGGCGGAUGCAAUCCCUCCUUCGAGGACGAAUCCGCUCUUCCCACCUUUGCCUAUGUAUGGACCGCCUACCCUGGCGCGCACACUCCAAUGCUGGUUCUUCAUGAUGGUGUCGUCUGUAUUGUCUCUUGGAUUCCUGCUCGCCAUAUGUGUUGGUGCUGCUGCAGACGGCGUACCACGAGUGGCAAGCUAUGUGCGAAAGCGAUUGAUGCUACAGAACCCGAAGAAGAAAAGACCAUUCUACAGCGAAGAAAUUAAGCGUGCGCAAGAACGAAAAGCAGCUCAGCGCGCAUGGGUGCAGCAGCAGAGAGGUACCCGGACACCACAGAACGAGAAGGGCAUACCACAGGAUGGUGAGUUCGUACCAACAGAAGGAGGACCGGAUCCACUGGUUGUCGAUAUCGGAUACUACGCUCGACGAGUUGGUUUGGAUUCCGAGGAGUUCGACGUAGAGACAGAAGAUGGAUUCAUCAUAAAACUAGUACAUCUAUACAAUCCGAGAGAAUACGUCAAACCACCAGCCAAGAGUCACGAGGCGGACGGACCAAAAGUAUUUGAGAAUUCACCUCGAGAUUCUGGAUUCGCGGAAGCACAACCUUUUGACGACGGCAACAAGAAGUAUCCGAUACUCAUGAUGCACGGUUUGCUGCAGUCGGCUGGCGCAUACUGUUGUAACGACGACGACUCUCUGGCCUUCUAUUUGGCGAAAUCUGGCUACGACAUCUGGCUUGGUAACAAUAGGUGCGGAUUUGAGCCAAAGCAUACGCAGCUGAAGUACGAGGAUCCGCGAAUGUGGGCAUGGAAUAUCAGGCAGAUGGGUGUCAUGGAUUUGGCUGCACUCAUCAGCCGUGUACUGAGCGAGACUGGCUUUCCGAAGCUUGCGCUCAUUGCACAUAGCCAAGGCACGACGCAGACAUUCGUCGCACUGGCAAAGGAGCAACGGCCUGAGAUAGGCGAGAAGAUCUCGGUCUUUUGCGCUCUAGCACCGGCUGCGUACGCUGGCCCUCUCAUCGGCAAGAUCUACUUCAAGGUCAUGCAGUCAAUCGGACCAGGGAUCUUUCGACUCAUCUUUGGCAUACACGCCUUUAUCCCGCUCAUGAUGAAAGCACAUGGUUUUCUUCCGCCCACUGUGUAUGGAUGGUUCGGCUACCAUGUCUUCUCCUUCCUCUUCUCCUGGUCAGACCAGCGAUGGGAUCAGGGUUUGCGAAACCGCAUGUUCCAGUGGGCGCCGACAUAUGUAAGUGCCGAGAGUAUGCGAUGGUGGCUGGGAAGAGAGUGCUUUGCGAAGCAGAAAUGCAUCCUUGCCACCCGUGAAGAAGGCAGGCUAGAAGACAAAGAAGACGAGGAGGAUGAUGAGGUGAUCAAGCACUACUAUGUUGAUCGUGAACCGCAUGUCUCACAGCGGCGGAAGCUCCAACGUAAUCUGACGAGCUUCCACUGCCAGACUCUGACACAUCAGCACCACGAUAGUACACGAGGCAAGUAUGCUUGGUACGAUGACAGAUUCCCACCACUCGCACUCUGGGUAGGCGGCGCAGACAAUCUUGUCGACGGUCGCCGCCUCCUUCGCCGCUUUGACCGAGGCCGCGAGCCUCACGUUCGUGUCGUCCACAAGAAAAUAAUAGAAGGCUACGAGCACCUCGACGUAAUCUGGGCUCUUGACGCCAUCGAGAAAGUCGGCAAAGAAGUACGGGAAGUGAUCUGGCGAACCGCAGACCAUGACUCGCAACUUCUUUGCCGUACACCUGUAGGCUGCGAGAAGCCAUUAGAAGAGGAUCCGGACAUCUCCAAGGACGUGCCGAUGAUGCAUAGUGGUGGACGGCUGAGGAUGGCUUCGAUCUCGGAGGCUCCACCGGCUUUGGCAGCGAUCAGGGAAUCGUUGGGACAUAUUAGUGAGGAUGGGAAUUCAGGCAGGGUGCCGAGUACGACGACCGAUCAUAGCCGUGAAGUGGAGGGAGAGCAUGAGCAUGUCAGUAAGGAGGCUGAGGAGUUUGGAGAUGGGCCGAAUAGUGGUGCUCGGGCUUACACAGAGACGAACGGCAGCACAGAAAGGCAGACAGAUGGGCCUCAGGAUCGUACCAAUGGUCGACGGACUACAGGGAGGUCGAGAAAGCUUUCCGAAGCCGUCUUUACAGAUCUGCAGGAGAAGGGCAAUCCUUUGGGCUGA
Recurvomyces mirabilis is the source of this 2556-nucleotide messenger RNA. RefSeq lists its product as uncharacterized. NCBI's taxonomy places the organism in Eukaryota, Fungi, Ascomycota, Dothideomycetes, Mycosphaerellales, Teratosphaeriaceae. The transcript has a single exon. The record is from RefSeq and is a predicted model, not a curated record. Gene Ontology annotation, biological process: lipid metabolic process. The coding region runs from base 1 to 2556 and encodes 851 amino acids.